AAAGCUGGUGCCAUGAAUGCUUUGGUUCGAGUCUCUGCAGUGCUGACGAAUGCACCAUUUAUGUUGAACUUGGAUUGUGAUCACUACCUUAACAACAGCAAGGCAGUUAGAGAAGCCAUGUGCUUUUUAAUGGACCCACAAAUUGGAAAGAAGCUCUGUUAUGUCCAAUUUCCCCAGAGAUUUGAUGGUAUUGAUCGCCAUGAUCGAUAUGCCAACCGUAAUGUUGUCUUCUUUGAUAUCAACAUGAAAGGCCUGGAUGGCAUUCAAGGGCCAGUAUAUGUUGGAACAGGUUGUGUUUUCAACAGGCCGGCAUUAUACGGCUAUGAUCCACCUGUUUCAGAGAAGCGGCCAAAGAUGACAUGUGAUUGCUGGCCUAGUUGGUGCUGCUGCUGUUGUGGUGGUUCAAGAAAGCCCAAGUCCAGGUCCAAGAAGAAGAGCAUCAAGUCCUUACUUGGGCUAUAUAGCAAGAAAAAGAGAACAAUGAAUGGAAAGAACUACACUAGGAAGCCAUCUGGACCUGUCUUUGAUCUUGAGGAAAUUGAAGAAGGACUUGAAGGAUAUGAUGAGCUUGAGAAAUCAUCUCUUAUGUCCCAAAAGAACUUUGAGAAACGAUUUGGGCAGUCCCCAGUUUUCAUAGCUUCCACACUCAUGGAAGAUGGUGGGCUUCCUGAAGGGACAAAUCCAACAACACUCAUAAAAGAAGCCAUUCAUGUUAUUAGCUGUGGGUAUGAAGAGAAAACUGAGUGGGGCAAAGAGAUUGGGUGGAUUUAUGGUUCUGUCACAGAGGACAUUUUGACUGGAUUCAAGAUGCACUGCAGAGGAUGGAGAUCAGUUUAUUGCUGUCCAAAAAGAGCAGCUUUUAAGGGAUCAGCUCCCAUCAAUCUAUCAGAUAGAUUGCACCAAGUCCUGAGAUGGGCUCUUGGUUCUGUCGAAAUCUUCAUGAGUCGUCAUUGUCCCCUUUGGUAUGCCUGGGGUGGUAAACUCAAAUUGUUGGAAAGGCUAGCUUACAUUAACACCAUUGUUUACCCUUUCACUUCCAUUGCUCUUCUAGCUUACUGCACCCUUCCAGCUGUAUGCCUUCUCACUGGAAAAUUUAUCGUCCCAACACUUAAUAACUUUGCAAGCAUUUGGUUCAUGGCUCUCUUCCUCUCCAUCAUAGUCACAAGCGUACUCGAGCUGCGAUGGAGUGGAGUAAGCAUUGAGGCCUGGUGGCGUAACGAGCAAUUUUGGGUCAUUGGAGGUGUUUCAGCACAUUUGUUUGCAGUUUUCCAAGGCCUUCUUAAAGUUCUUGCUGGUGUAGACACAAAUUUCACCGUAACAGCAAAAGCAGCUGAGGACACUGAGUUUGGGGAGCUUUACCUCUUCAAAUGGACCACACUCCUCAUCCCACCAACCACUCUGAUCAUCUUGAAUAUGGUUGGUGUUGUGGCUGGUGUUUCAGAUGCCAUCAACAAUGGUUAUGGUUCAUGGGGUCCUCUCUUCGGAAAGUUAUUCUUCGCCUUUUGGGUUAUUGUCCAUCUCUAUCCUUUCCUAAAGGGAUUGAUGGGCAGGCAGAAUAGGACUCCCACCAUUGUGGUCCUAUGGUCAAUUCUUCUUGCUUCAAUCUUCUCACUGGUUUGGGUCAGAAUAGACCCUUUCCUACCAAAACAGAAGGGCCCUAUACUCAAGCAGUGUGGAGUGGAAUGCUAAAUACCAUGCCUGGUAUAUGUGUGAUGUAUUCUUUGCCAAUUUUUGUUAGGUAGCUAUUUUGAUUGCAAGCGACACAUUGUAUCUUUCUGCUAGUGAUUUGCCUAGCAAUAAAGUGAAGACUAGGAAAAGGAGAAGGGCACUCUGUAGCAUCCAAACUUGUCCAUGUAUAUCAGAUUUUUAAGAUGCUAAGCAUCUUCUCCUAUAAUCUUUAAUGACUUACACCUCAAUUUUCAUCUCUGUGAGGCUGUAUUCAAGCUCAUAUUUCAUACACCUAGUCAUUUCCUUUGGAGAAA
Messenger RNA from Nicotiana tabacum (common tobacco), 1982 nucleotides. Lineage: Eukaryota; Viridiplantae; Streptophyta; Magnoliopsida; Solanales; Solanaceae. The record is from RefSeq and is a predicted model, not a curated record.